AUGAACUUUAGCACUGGGCUACCAGUAAUAGAAGGGAAGACAUUUUUAGUCAAUUCUGGAAAGUGACUGUGAGGAACAAGAGCCUGGGAAAACGGACACCCUAAGGAGCAUUUUUUGGACUUGGCCAUGGGAAAUUGCACAUGAUUUGGAAAUUGCACUUUGUGACAUGGAUGAAUCUGCACUGACUCUUGGCACCAUAGAUGUUUCUUAUCUGCCAAAUUCCUCUGAAUACAGUGUUGGUCGUUGUAAACACGCCAAUGAAGAAUGGGGUGAGUGUGGGUUCGGCCCCACGGUCUUCAGAUCUGCAACCUUAAAAUGGAAAGAAAGCCUGUUGAGCCGGAAAAGGCCAUUUGUUGGACGAUGUUGUUACUCCUGCACUCCUCAGAGCUGGGAUAAAUUUUUCAACCCCAGUAUUCCAUCUUUAGGUUUGCGGAAUGUUAUUUAUAUCAAUGAGACCCACACAAGACACCGAGGAUGGCUCGCAAGGCGUCUUUCUUACGUGCUUUUCGUUCAGGAGCGAGAUGUUCACAAAGGCAUGUUUGCCACCAAUGUGACUGAAAAUGUGCUGAACAGCAGUAGAGUGCAAGAGGCAAUUGCAAAAGUCGCUGCUGAAUUAAACCCUGAUGGGUCUGCUCAACAGCAGUCAAAAGCCAUCAAUAAAGUGAACAAGAAAGCCAAAAGGAUCCUGCAGGAAAUGGUUGCCACUGUCUCACCAGCAAUGAUCAGACUGACCGGGUGGGUGCUGCUAAAACUCUUCAACAGCUUCUUUUGGAACAUUCAGAUUCAUAAGGGUCAACUGGAGAUGGUGAAGGCUGCAACUGAGACAAAUUUGCCGCUUAUAUUUCUACCAGUUCAUAGAUCACAUAUUGACUAUCUGCUGCUCACUUUCAUUCUCUUCUGCCAUAACAUCAAAGCGCCUUAUAUUGCUUCGGGCAAUAACCUCAGCAUCCCCAUCUUGAGUACAUUGAUCCAUAAGCUUGGGGGCUUUUUCAUACGACGGAGGCUCGAUGAAACACCAGAUGGACGGAAAGACAUUCUCUACAGAGCUUUGCUUCAUGGGCAUGUAGUUGAAUUACUUCGACAGCAGCAGUUCUUGGAGAUUUUCCUGGAAGGCACACGCUCUCGGAGUGGGAAGACAUCCUGUGCCCGAGCAGGACUUUUGUCUGUUGUGGUGGAUACCCUCUCUACCAACGUCAUCUCAGACAUCUUGGUCAUACCCGUGGGAAUCUCCUACGACCGUAUUAUUGAAGGGCACUACAACGGUGAACAGCUGGGGAAACCUAAGAAGAAUGAGAGUCUUUGGAGCCUGACCAGAGGCGUGAUCCGAAUGCUGCGGAAGAACUAUGGAUGUGUGCGGGUAGACUUUGCGCAGCCCUUCUCCCUGAAGGAAUAUUUAGAAAGCCAGAGUCAGAAACCAAUGUCUGCGCCCCAUUCUCUGGAGCAAGCCUUGUUACCAGCUAUCCUUCCCUCCAAGCCUAAUGAAGGUGCCGAGGAGGGCGCAGACACAGAAGCAUCAUCCCUCAAUGAGUCAAGAAAUGCUGAAGAUGAAUCCUUCCGAAGGCGGCUGAUCGCAGAUCUGGCAGAGCACAUCCUCUUCACUGCUAGCAAAUCGUGUGCCAUCAUGUCAACACACAUCGUGGCCUGCCUACUUCUCUACAGACACAGGCAGGGCAUUGAUCUCUCCACAUUGGUGGAGGACUUCUUUGCAAUGAAGGAAGAAGUCCUGGCUCGUGAUUUUGACCUGGGGUUCUCUGGAAAUUCAGAAGAUGUAGUUAUGCAUGCCAUCCAGCUGCUGGGAAAUUGUGUCACCAUCACCCACACCAGCAGGAAUGACGAGUUUUUCAUUACUCCCAGCACAACUAUCCCGUCAGUCUUUGAACUCAACUUCUACAGCAAUGGUGUACUCCACGUCUUUAUCAUGGAGGCUAUCAUAGCCUGCAGCCUUUAUGCAGUUCUAAACAAGAGGGGUUCUGGAGGGCCUGCCAGUGCGUCCCCCAACUUGGUCAGCCAGGAGCAGCUAGUUCGGAAAGCUGCCAGCCUCUGCUACUUGCUCUCGAAUGAAGGCACCUUAUCACUUCCCUGCCAGACAUUUUACCAAGUUUGCCAUGAAACAGUAGGAAGGUUUAUCCAGUACGGCAUUCUCACAGUGGCAGAGCAAGAUGAUCAAGAGGACAUGAGCCCUGGUCUUGCUGAGCAGCACUGGGGCAAGAAGCUGCCUGCUCCUAUGUCUUGGCGCAGUGAUGAAGAAGAUGAAGACAGUGACUUUGGUGAGGAGCAGCGAGAUUGCUUUCUGAAGGUGAGCCAGUCCAAGCAGCAUCAGCAGUUCCUCACCUUCCUGCAGAGGCUCCUGGGCCCUCUGCUGGAGGCCUACAGCUCUGCUGCCAUCUUCAUCCACAAUUUUAGUGGGCCUGUGGCCGAGCCUGAGUACCUGCAGAAGCUUCACAAAUACCUGCUCACCAGGACUGAGCGGAGUGUGGCAGUGUACGCUGAGAGUGCCACCUAUUGCCUCGUGAAGAAUGCUGUGAAAAUGUUUAAAGAUAUUGGGGUUUUCAAAGAGACCAAACAAAAGCGAGUGUCUGUUCUAGAACUCAGCAGCACUUUUCUACCUCAGUGCAACCGUCAGAAACUCCUGGAGUACAUCCUGAGCUUCGUGGUGCUGUAGGUCACGCCGGCAAGUGGCAGCCAGGGGACGGGACCAUUCCCACGUAGGCUCCGGCCUCGAGCUGGAGAGCAGAAGGUGCCACGUGUGGUCCGGUGGGACCUCCUGGGAGACAAGUGCCUUCGCCCAUCCCUCGUCUGUGGAUCUUUGCACGUCCCUGUCGCUGAGGAGCCCACAGGCAAUGCUCGUGGGCAGGGUUGGGGGCUGCAGCCUCUGUGGGAACAGAAUCAGUAGAUUAUGAAAUGAAAUCUGAAAAGAAAAUGAUUUUGCAGCUUAUUAAAUUUACAUUUUAAGUACGACUUACUGUUAAGGACUAAUUGCUGUGAUGGCUGCAAACAAAAUGUAGUUGUGCUCUAGACCUGAAUUUUGUAGACUCCUGCUGUCAGGUGAUUUGUUAGUUUAAUUUCCGAUGGUCAGUGCUUCCUCUGAAAAUCAUGGAAUUGUCCCUUCACUGUUUGUUCCUUUGCAGGUUUAUCUUUGUUGAUCGUGACUCAGCUUUAAAUGUGACCCCCCUUUCCCUUUUCCUCCCCCAAAGUGCUUUACAAAUAAUUGGGCUCAUGUGCAUCAACUCCAGGAAUCAUUGUGCUGCCCCCUGCUGCCAGGCUAAGGAAGUGUUUUGACCUAAUCCAGGGAACCUAUUUUUGAGCCCUAUCAGUUAAGGUCCAGAGCUCCGGGAAUUCCAGACAGCUGAUAUCAAGAAGUCAAUUUGGCUGGCCAGAUUCAAGGUGAACUUGGCCAGAGAGCUGAAUUAAAAAACGUCUUGCUCAUUUCAAAAGUGCCAUUGUUUUAAAUAACCAGCAAGUAUUUUGGAACAACUCCUGCUUCCUCUCUGUACUGCUCCGGACCCUGGUACCUGCCUCUCUCUGGUCCUGCUGUUCCUCAUGAACCUCCAGCCAGAGAGCGGCCAUGCCGACCUGCAUCCUUUGGUCUGAUGGACCGUGUUGGCUCCACUGCCAGGCCUUGAAGAGGAGUGAAUGUGCUUGUGUGCCUGUAUGGGCUUGGCUUCCCAGUCAUUAGACAGCGUGUGGCCUGUUCAGUGUACUGACAGGUCAGUUUGCUGGUAAAUGGAUGGAGGCAUUUAUCAAAAAAUUUUUUUAGCUUCAAGGAAAAUUGAAAUCACAGUUUUUAAAAGUUUUUAAUGGAUUGUCUUCCUAAACCUCAAUGCCAGAUAGUGGCAAAUGAUUAGGAAAAUUGACUCUGGCAGGCAGGUGCCUUUUGGCAGCAGGGAGCAUACUGGUAAGCCAGUUGUAGUAAUUAUGAUGAAUUGUUAAAAAUCAUGUGAUAUGAGACCGUGUUCUAACAGUGUAUGGUUCUUUCGCUGCUUGGUAUUAUUUAUGGAGCCAGGAAUCUGCCAGAUGAAGAUUGCCUAGUUUUUUAAUUUAAUAUGAGAGGACUGAGAAUUAAGUUUGUGCUUUGAGAUGUUUGGAUUU
Messenger RNA from Suncus etruscus (white-toothed pygmy shrew), 4089 nucleotides. It is a transcript of the gene GPAM, whose product is annotated as glycerol-3-phosphate acyltransferase, mitochondrial. The record is from RefSeq and is a predicted model, not a curated record. The transcript is spliced from 21 exons. Bases 167 to 2662 code for a protein of 831 amino acids. Gene Ontology annotation, cellular component: plasma membrane; mitochondrial membrane. Gene Ontology annotation, biological process: phospholipid biosynthetic process. NCBI's taxonomy places the organism in Eukaryota, Metazoa, Chordata, Mammalia, Eulipotyphla, Soricidae. Gene Ontology annotation, molecular function: glycerol-3-phosphate O-acyltransferase activity.